Messenger RNA from Closterium sp. Naga37s-1, 321 nucleotides. NCBI's taxonomy places the organism in Eukaryota, Viridiplantae, Streptophyta, Zygnematophyceae, Desmidiales, Closteriaceae. The record is from the annotation of a GenBank genome assembly.
AUGUCCCUCGGGGGGACCACAGGCGACAACACGCGCCUGCUUCGGAAGGCUCCAGAGGAGGAGGAGGAGGAGGAGGAGGAGGAGGAGGAGGAGGAGGAGGAGGAGGAGGAGGAGGAGGAGGAGGAGGAGGAGGAGGAGGAGGAGGAGGAGGAGGAGGCGAUGCAGGCGGAGGGCGUGCGGGAGGUGGCCGUGGCAACUGGCCUGGAGGUGCUGUACCAGGAGACCCCCAACUACCGCGGAGCGGCGGCCGAGGCUGACCGCAUGAUCGAGCCAAGGGAGACGGCUAGGCAUGCCUGGCGAGUGCCAGACCUGGGCUUGUAG